This is a messenger RNA of Zychaea mexicana, 674 nucleotides long. RefSeq lists its product as uncharacterized. The record is from RefSeq and is a predicted model, not a curated record. NCBI's taxonomy places the organism in Eukaryota, Fungi, Mucoromycota, Mucoromycetes, Mucorales, Lichtheimiaceae. The transcript is spliced from 3 exons. The coding region runs from base 1 to 474 and encodes 157 amino acids.
AUGGCUUAUGAACUGCUAUUCAACGGCAAGGGACACGAGAGGAUCAUGCCGAUAGUAGUAAAAUCGCAGCCGAUACUAGAACAUUUACGUAUAGUCGCCUGUGGUCUUUCUGAUAUUCAUUGCUGGGAUGUCUUGGCACGCAACCAAUUCACACAGCUGACAAGUUUGGGGUUGACGGACAUCACUGAGGCAGGAUGGAUUGUGUGGGCACAACGACUUGAGGAAACCAAAAUACUGAAUCUGGAACUGACAGCCGUGAAAGGUGUUACUGGUGCUGUCCUUGAGCAUUUUGAACAAGUCGAAAGCUCGGUGCUAUUGCGUGUUUCACGGAUCUAUAGUCUCACCAAUGCAGGCAUCAAUGCUUUUCGUAUCAUUGAAGGAUCUAAUCCAGGAUUGAUAAAAAGGCAGCACGAUGUGGAUCUGGUCGGCAGCGAGUCUGGUGCCCUUUCAAACCUGAGCGAAAGCACAGACUAAUUUUUUUUGGUUACCCUAUGCUUUCCUUAUAUAUCAGAAAUGCUUGUGUACCUCUUUUCGUCACAAAAGGGAUCACCUCGCACUCUAUAUGAUAUAGUCUCUGUGACAGAAGAGAGAAAAAAAAAUGAAGUGAGAAUAUUCUUUCUUCCGUUGUUGAAUAGAAAGACCAUCGUCGCCUCCUCCCCUCUCCCUUUAUGACC